ACUAAACGCCGAGCGGAGAAAGAAAGCGGCUGCAGCACAGAGAGGAGCAGGAGGAGGAGGAGGAGCAGCAGCAGCGGCAGCAGCAGCAGCAACAGCGGCAGCAGCAGGAGGAGGAGGCUAGGAAAUGAGCACAAGGUUUUAACCAAACAUUUAAAAGACACUAGCCUGUUUAUAUAUGUUUAUGAAAGAUGGCACGACAGCGUCGACUCCGGCGGUUUCCAACCAAAUGAGCUCCUCGGUUGUGUUGUUGGGAGACAGUGGUGCCUGACAGGAGACUGACUCCUCUUCAAGGAUCAUAACUGAGAGCUGAAACCACAGAUGAGAACAAUGUCUGACGAGACAGAGCAGAGAAUGUGCGACGAGGACUUCGGUUCGGACGAGGAGGGCGAGGAGGCGGACGUGGAGUCUUACCUGGAGGACAACAGCAGUGAGCUCAUGGACCGACUGAGAGAGCUGGAGGCAGAGAAUUCUGCCCUGAUGUUGGCGAAUGAGAGUCAGAGAGAAGCUUACGAGAGAUGCUUGGAUGAGGUGGCCAACCACGUGGUUCAAGCUCUGUUAAAUCAAAAGGAUCUGAGAGAGGAGUGCAUCAAACUGAAGAUGUUGGUGUUUGACCUGGAGAGACAAAACCGAGCGCUUUGUGAGCUUUUUCAGCAGAAACUACCCAAUCACCCCACUGCUCACUACCAGGUCCAGGCGGGACCCCUCCCAGACUACAAUGCACAGCUGCACAAUGACUCUGCCAAACAGGUGGAGCCUGCACAGACUGAAGCACAAGCCAAGGGAAAUGGCUACCGCACACAACAUGCCUCCCCGGGCCCUCGUGGUCCCGCCGCCUCUAUGGAGGCCCUGUCUCCCUUCUUCAAGAAGAAAGCACACAUCCUGGAGGUCCUGCGCAAGAUGGAGGAGACGGAUCCUCUCAAGUUCCACCCGUCCACCGCAAGCUUGUCUUUCUGCGACUACAGCCAGGUGCUCAUGUCCACAGAAGCUGUUUUGGCUACCGCGGACCCACUCCCACUACAGUGCAAAUCCCACCACACACACUGCCACUGCUCCUGCUCUGACACUGACCCACACCAGCAUGUCAACGGCGACGGGGCGGUGAAGUGUGAGGGAGGGAGCACCUGCUGUUUACACUGCAAGAGGAGCCCAGACGGUCCUCCGAAGCCAUGCAACCACGUCUGUAGUCCUUCAAAAGCCAACUCUGCCACCCAGAGCCAUGUAGCUCCCGCAGCUGCUAUGAGCGAAUGUCACAGUAAGAGCAGAACACUGGAUUCUGUUCCCCCGUCUAAACAAUGUACCAAGACUGACACCCACCAGCAACCAGCAGGCGCCACCACCCACUCAUCACUCACAGAAACAGCCGAUCAGAGCCUGGAGGUGAUGGGAGUGGAGCAGGAGCAGGAUAACUCUGAGAGUUGUCUUAACGCUACUGCGUCUGAAGAGCUCACUGGUUUCUGUCCCACUUCCCACCUGCCCGGUUCUGUGAUGGAGAGCGCACAGAUCUCCCUCUGUGACACUGAAACGAGCGAUGGCGUUCACAACGGUUUGGCGCUCUCCUCCUCAGACGACCCCUCAGCCGUCCCCGAAAAAGACAGCACAGAUCUGGAGGCUUCCUCUGUGAGAGCCGGCGCCUCCGUCAGUCCCAGCCCUUCCUGUCUCAGCGAUGUCAAAGCCGCCGCCAUCAACUCCCCGUCCAAACUGCUCAAGUUCUUGAAGAUUCCCUCGAUAGGGGAGAAGUCUCAGACUUCAACCCCCGCUGUCCGUCUGAGCCCCCAACUCACCCGCAACUCCAGGAUCCCCUGUCGCACCAACAACUACGAGGUUUACCACUCUCCUGUUCCCACACGCAGAGCCACCACCACAGAGAGGUGCAGGCAGCCCCCGCCACCCCCCUCCAGGUCAGAGUCCUACCCCGCCACACACUCAGCACCGACCUCCCCUCCGCAGCCCGAAGACCCCUGCUCCCCGCCCGCUAAGGAAAUAAGCUACAGCAGCCUCUCUGCACCGAAAGCCAGCGCUGGCUCAAAGGCGGGCGCUUCCUCCUCACCCAAAAUAUCUCAGAGGGUCCCUCAUUAUGAAAAUGUCUGUGACAUGUCGACCAACUCUAGAGAGGGAGAACCGAGCCAGAGCCUCGAGAAAAGAACCACUUUUCCAUCGCAAACAAAGGCGAACGGCGGUGAGAGGAAACUCGUUAAAUCGUUACCGGAAAGCGUCCUCAACCCCCCUCCUCAGCGAAAGCAGUCGUCGUCCUCCACAUCAGAGUCCACAUCGGACGACGAAGAGGAUUCAGACAGCCCGGUGUGGGUUAACCAUCACAGCCUGCCCAACUCAUCCGCACUCAGCAAAGCUCAGAGCCGACCCAACUACUCACGAACCAGAGAGAAGCAGGAGGCGGACGUAAGGGAGGUCACGCAGGCGCAGAGCUCCGGGGUCGCCCAGGCGCCGCCUCCACCUCCGGCCAGAAGAAACGACUCCUCUUCCAUCCCCAAGAGACCUGUGACCGGGCCAGCAAGACCUCAGGCUGAUUCCAGUCAUCACGCCUUCAAAGACAGACUGGCUGCACUGGGAAAGCUGAGGAGCUCUGAGGAUUUACAAGUCAGCGUAAGACCGGUGGACACAACGAACGAAGGCGCCGUCACCUACAGCGAAGAGAGGAGUAAGACAGCGGAGAGGCCCAUCGAGCUCCAUAAAGAGGAGCAGAGACAUUCAAAAUACACAGACUCUUUGGAUGGAAAACCCAAAGUUAGCAGCGGUGGUUUGAAGUAUCAGGGGGCGACUCCGCUGUACGAACAGGGGGUCAAAUCUCAGCCGUCUGGCCUGGUUAAACAAGAACUGUGUGUAACAAAAACAGAAACCCCCAAGAGCAAAAUAGGUCUACCUUCGCCCAACGCAGAUGCUCCGCAGGUACUACGCAACAACAUUAAGUGUCCUGGCUCCUUGAAUCUAGCUUAUAACGUUAAAUCCGGCAUGGGGCCUCACAGUAGCAACAGCCCCAAUAAAAUCCCCCCUAAGUCGCCGUCCAAACCCUGUCAGGGCCCCUCCGUCCACAGAGCGGGGAAGCCCACAGAGGCCCCACGUUACUCGUCCAAAUCCGAGGAGAGGACCAAGAUCAGCGGGAAAGGGAAAAAGAAUCCGAUGUACGGAGACAGCCUCCCGCCUCCUCCUCCGAGACCUCCGACGUCCGAGGUGGAGAAGCCGCUGCAGCCGGUCCCCAGCCCGCAAUCCGCCAUCGAGCAGAAGGUGAUGAAGGGCAUCGAGGAGAACGUGCUGAAGCUUCAGGAGCAGGACAGAGGAGGGCAGGGCAGCGAGGUCAAGCAGAAAACCUCCAACGGCAUCGCGAGCUGGUUCGGCCUGAAGAAGAGCAAGCUGCCCGCGCUGAGCCGCAAGGCCGACGCGACCAAAGCGAAGGAUGAGAAAAAGGAGUGGAAGAUCAACAUCCCCUCGGUGGGGAGAGACUCUGUGAAAAUGGCCACCAGGUGUAAAGAAGGUGUCGAAGGUCUGAACAUCUCGACGCUGAUGGAGAAGGCCGAGGGGCUGAGGAGGGCCCUGGAGGAGGAGAGGGCGUACGUGGAGAGGUCGGGCAGGGGUCACUCCUGCGAGGUGGUGAUGGACCAAGCUCAGGGACAGCUGGCUGUCAUGUACAGAGGAGCGCGCUCAGACAACUUCAUGCAACAGCUGCUAAACAGAGUGGACGGGAAGGACGUGAUCAGCGUGCCGCAGCGCCGGCUCUCAUUCGACUGUAAGAGCUCCAAGCCGGUGUUUAGUCAGCAGGGCGACAUCAUCAGUCACACCACCAGUCGUGACGAUAUUGAGAAGGGAUCAGACAGGAUGGGAAAGAUCACGUCGGAUGAGAACCUCGCAGAUUCAGUUCACUCUCAGCACUUCGCAGGUUCCGGUGCUUCCACCUACACUCUGGACAGCGGUAUCGGUACGUUCCCUUUGCCCGACUGCAGCAGCGGUGCAGCGGGACGGGGUCUGUCCAAGGCGAGGGCCGGAGGGGCCGAGCACCACUCCUCCGGCUCCCCGGGGAGGGCUGGCCGACGGGCUCGCACCUUGGACAGAGAGCUGACGUCGCAGGAGGAGUGCUACGUGCCGCACAAACAGCUGAUUCCCACCAUUCAGUACGGCUCCAUGCUGGAGGGACGAAGCUCCGCCGGCGUCAUCCGCGAAGACAAAGAGGCCCACGGAGCGAACAUGUUCUCAUCUCGCUCGAAGACUUGGACCUUCCCCAACCUGAAGACCCCGGCGGGACCUGCAGAGGUGUACCUGGCAGUGGAGGAGGAAGAGGAGGAGGCGGUAUCCUUCGGCUCACCAUUCAGAGGGAGCAUGAAGGCCGGGGGCCCUUCCUCCAGCCGGGUGGUGGACCCAGGCAGCCUGCCCGUCCCUGCCCAGUCCGGGAUGAGCCGCAGGGGGAAGACCCGCACCCCUAGCGUCCCCGAGAUGAGCCGCGAGGCCGGGCUGGAGCUGCUCAGGGAGCGACCGGAGGAAGCGCUCUCCCCGAGCCGCCCUCAGGUCCUGGAGACCCCCGAGUCGCUCAGCGAUUCUCUGUACGACAGUCUGUCAUCCUGCGGCAGCCAAGGAUGAUCCGGCCAAGAAGCGGGA
Messenger RNA from Thunnus maccoyii (southern bluefin tuna), 4602 nucleotides. It is a transcript of the gene nckap5l, whose product is annotated as NCK-associated protein 5-like. The transcript has 13 exons. Bases 319 to 4584 code for a protein of 1421 amino acids. The record is from RefSeq and is a predicted model, not a curated record. Gene Ontology annotation, biological process: microtubule depolymerization; microtubule bundle formation. Gene Ontology annotation, cellular component: microtubule plus-end. NCBI's taxonomy places the organism in Eukaryota, Metazoa, Chordata, Actinopteri, Scombriformes, Scombridae.